GAAAAGUUUUCAUCUGGGGCUUAUUUCCCUCACCAAGGCAAAUUACAACGACAGAGUUCCCAAGUCACGAUAUUCCCACACUGUUUUACCGUACAUCGUCUCCAAGUUCAAACCCAAGCAGUAGGCGGCCUGAAAAGACUGGUAGCACGCUCUUCCAUUACUCCGCGGUCGAAGUAUGGCCCAAACUGCAGAUCCUCCCCUGCCGGCGCUGCAGGCGGGCGAUGUUAAGUCGCCUCCGACCGAGAACGUGGACCAUGAGUCUUCGGACCUGGGCCAGCGCGAGAAUGGCACUUCAGCCGCGGACGACUACGAUACGGAAAGAGUCGAGAAAGUCUACCGAAAGCUGGACCGCCGUAUCAUCUCAGCAUUCUGGAUUCUGUACUUCCUCUGCUCCGCCAUUCGCUCCAACAUCGGCAUUGCCCAGACCAUGAACGCGGCCCAGGGGCACGACCUGAUGACGGUCUUGAAACUCACCCCUCGCGACACCUCAACCGCCCUCUCUCUUUUCUACGUGGCAUAUGUUAUCUUUGACUGCCCUUCAAACUUGGUCAUGAGCAAGCUCAGCCCGAGUGCCUGGAUGGCUCGCAUAGUGAUCGCCGUCGGCGUCAUCGGCGCCUGCUUCGCCGCCGUCCAGGAUGCCUGGAGCGUUCAGCUUCUGCGCUUCCUCCUCGGCGUUGUCAUCGCAGGAAUGUGGCCCGGCAUGGCCUACUACCUCACCCUCUUCUACCCGCCUUCGAGGACUGGCAAGCGCAUUGGCCAGUAUUUCACGGCGGCCCAGGUCUCGGCCGCUGUCGUUGGCCUCGUCUCGGCCGGAUUCCAACAGAUGGAUGGGCUGGGUGGCCUUGUCGGAUUUCGGUGGAUGUUCCUCCUCUACGGCCUCUCAGCUGUGGUCCUGGGCAUCACUCUUUUGUGGUGGCUGCCUGAGCGCCCGCUGCCCCCCGGUGAGAAGCGAGUCCGCAGCCGCUGGAGCAGAUGGCUGCCUUUGGCCCCCGAGGCCCUGAAGGGCGAGGACGCCGUGGUCCACUACCAGGAGCUGAAGCGCGUGUACCACGCCCGGCCCUGGAAUAUGAAAGACCUGGGAUACGUCCUGAUUGACUGGCGCCUCUGGCCCCUGGUCAUGAUGUACUUUGGCGUCGUCGGUGUGGGCAUCGGCACCCAGCUCUAUGGCACCGUCAUCAUCUCAGGCAUCAACCCCGCCUUCACGGGCGUCCAGCUCAGCCUCCUGUUUGCUCCCAUCUGGAUCAUGGACCUGAUCGCCAUUCUCCUCGUGACGCCCAUCUCGGACAGGUUCCACCACCUCCGCCCCUUCUUCUUCUCCGCCGCAACGGCGAUCCAGAUCGCCGGCCUGCUGGUCGUGACCUUUGCGCCGCUGUCCAACCCCUGGGCCCGGUACGGCGGCCUCCUCCUGGUCGGCUUCGGCCUAGGCCCCACGGUCCCCAUCUGCAUGACCUGGACCAACGAGAUCUUCCAGCGGCGCCACGGCGAGGUCGGCGUGGCCGCCGCCUCGGCCCUGGUUUCGGGCCUGGGCAACCUGGGCAGCAUCACCACCACCUACGCGCUCUACACCGGCUGGCCCGAGGACGCCGCGCCUGGCCCUCACCGCUACCGCAAGAGCAACCUCGUCAUGAUCGCCAUCCUGGUCGUCAGCAUCGCCAGCAGCUUCCUGAUGAAGCUCCUUCUCCACAUGUUUGGCAACGAGCCGAGCCACAGGAUCGCCAACAGCGACGGCGGCGGCGAGGUGCAGGACGGCGCGGCCAGGCGCGAGCUCCAGCCGCGCGGCUUCGGGCGCAUGUGGUGGAGCAAGCGAUCCUAAGUGUCUCACUACGCAGGGCCUCUAGACCUGGGAGCAUCCAACAUGCUAUCCUAGCCGACGAUGCAGACCUUGCCAUCUUUUUCUGAGCAGCUCAACCCGCCAUCUGAAAAUCUACCAUCCGGUGUUGGGCGGUCAUCCUAUUCUUCUUCACCUUCUUUAUCUACCAUCUUAUCUCUCCAUCUUCAUUACCGGUAUCCUUCGUCAACCAUCACCCCCCUACUCUCAGCUCGGUGUGCCGAUCAUCCGAGGAUGAGCCAUCGCUACGCCCCUCAGCAGUUGGCCCCUUCCCGACGGCGACAGUGCCGGUACGCCAUCGCCGGGAUCCAGCAUCCAAGGCCAAGAGACGGCGGCCUCGCAGUCGACAAUGCUAGCGCGCUAUCGCCUCGGGCCGCCUAUUGGUCGUGUUUCGUCUUUACUAUUUUCUUUUUUCAUGUCUUUGGCUUUAUGAUACCCCAUCCGUGUUUGGAUACGCUGUCUUUCGAGGUUUCUUCGCCCACUCGACAGCGAAAGUGCUCCUACGCCAUUGCUGGGACGGCGUGUUUGUACCGAGGCCGGCACCACCGCGCGACAAUGCUACUACGCUAUCGCCGGGUCGGCCUCGUGGGAAAACGUCACCCCUUUCAGUCAGCUUUUGGAAAGUGAAGAAACUUGGAGUUGUAUAAACAAAUUCUUGAUGCUAUUGUCAUCAAGGAAGGAGACUCUUGAGUGGCCGUCCAUCUUUCUUUACACGGACGGCUUCUUUGGUGUGGACUGCUAGAGAAAGACAACAUUCCGGGACACCAGCAUUGUGGCUGAAUGUCCUUUCGGGAUCCAACGCAAUCCGACCCGUUACUCCUCGCUCUGCUCGCCCGUGCUUUACUCAUGUACAACACCCGUUCCUGCUUUGCUGCUGUUGACCAGUCCUACAUCAAGAUUGCCAGAGCGACGCCCAGAGUCCAGGGUCCCAACAGCGUGCCGCUCACCGGAUUCGCGGCACCCGACGGUACCAUGCGCGAUAGCUCGUCAGCGAGGUGCUCCGGGUCCAUCGGGUGAAGCAGCAUGACGCAGGGGUUGUCGGUGGCGCUCCCCAGCACCACGUAGGACCGCGCGACGCGGUCGGCCGGCUCGACGUCUUCCAUGCGCGGGCAGUUGCCGCUCUCGAGCCCGGCCGGGACGACUGGCAGGGUCGGCUCGCCGUCCGGGCUACUGCCGUGGCUUCCGCCGCCGCCGUCGUGCCCCGGUGAGAAGGCCAGGGCCCAGGAGGCCUCGACGGUGUCGCCGGUGACGCACGAGCCGGGCGUGGGGUCGGGCGGGGCGCGGACGAAGCGGACGAUGGCGCAUUGGUGGUACGAGUGGGUGUCGUUGAUGUGCUGGUGGACCUGCACGACGGAGCUGAGGUCGAGCAGCGGCUCCUGCCCGAUGACGCGCGUGAUGCAGCACUCGCCCGCGCCCGUCUGGUUGACUAGCGGCGCGAUGGCCUGCCAGCCCUGCUUGACGACGUUGAUCUGGGACUGGGGGACGACGCGGAACUCCCACUGCGCGAAAAAAAAAAAAAAAAGGGUAGCACGGUUUUGUUGGUCAGUGAGGUCGUGUUGUUUGUCGGUAUCCGAUUUUGUUUGGGAGGUGCGGAUGGUGUGUACUUUGUACGUCCGAGGUGAGGAAAAACGGUAGCCAUGUGUGCGUGUGUGUGUGUGUGUGUGUGUGUGU
Gaeumannomyces tritici R3-111a-1 is the source of this 3499-nucleotide messenger RNA. RefSeq names its product vitamin H transporter 1/biotin symporter vht1. Gene Ontology annotation, biological process: biotin import across plasma membrane. Gene Ontology annotation, cellular component: membrane. Gene Ontology annotation, molecular function: solute:proton symporter activity; biotin transmembrane transporter activity; dethiobiotin transmembrane transporter activity. NCBI's taxonomy places the organism in Eukaryota, Fungi, Ascomycota, Sordariomycetes, Magnaporthales, Magnaporthaceae. The record is from RefSeq and is a predicted model, not a curated record. The transcript has 4 exons. Bases 176 to 1813 code for a protein of 545 amino acids.